Molecule: messenger RNA, 1122 nt
Organism: Rotaria sp. Silwood2
Lineage: Eukaryota; Metazoa; Rotifera; Eurotatoria; Philodinida; Philodinidae
Source: the annotation of a GenBank genome assembly
AUGCAUCGUAGUUUGAAAGAAUUACUUAUUGAUGAUUAUCUUGAUUUCGAUGCUAACAAUGAUGAUGAUGAUGAUAAUAUUUCAUUUUCUCUAGACAAUGAACGACAUAUUUAUUAUAAUGUUAUACACCAUAAAAAAACUAGCAAAGAUUAUCUUCGUGCAGUUUUUCAUCAUCCAAUCUAUGAUUAUUUUAUGGCUUUUGUUGUUACAUCAAGUUCAAUAACACUUGGAUUAAGUUUAGAAACCGAUGAAAAUCAUAUAAAAAAUUUUUAUCAACAAAAAUUUAUUUAUGCAUUUGAUGAAGUUUUAAUUGCAAUACUUUUUCUUGAAUUUAUUCUUAAAAUAUAUUUAGAGUCAAUUCAUUAUUGGUUUAAUUGGACAAAUAUUUAUGAUUUUAUUAUUAUUUUUUUUGGUUUUAUUGAAAUUAUUUGGAAUUUAUUUUUUCAAAAAACAAAUUCAACUAUAACAAAUUUAUUAAAAGGUUUUCGAUUAUUACAAUCAAUACGUUUAUAUAGGAUUAUCAAAUUGUCUGAAGGUUUACAAGUAUUAACAAAAGCUUUAAUUAAAACUGUAUUAACAUAUACAUUUACUGUUGUUAUACUUGUUUUUUUAUUUAUUUAUGUUGUUGCUGUUAUUGGACAAAUGCUCUAUGGAAAACCAGAAGAUAGUCCAUGGCAUCAUUUUCCAACAUCAUUAAUUAUUGCUAUGAGAUUAACAUUAGUCGAUAAUUGGAAUUUAAUUGGACCAGAACUUGAAAAAAAAGGGAGUCCAUCAAUAUCACGAUGGUUUUUAACAAUUAUAGUUUUUGUUGGUAAUCGUAUUGUAACAAAUGUUCUUGUUGGAUUAAUGAUUGAAAGUGUAUCAUCUGUCAAUGAUGAUUAUAUAAAAGAAAAACGUGAAAAAAAAAAUUUACGUAAUCAGAGAAAACGUGAAGAAUUAAGUAAACGUACAAUACAAGUAUUAAAUACACGGAUUUCGGAUACAAAUAAUAAAAUGAAUACAGCAGAAAAUACUAUGGAACAAAUUAAAGCAAAAUUAAAAUUGAUUCAUAAUGAAAUAAUUACACCAAAAGACUUUAUGUUUUCGAUUAAUUGGUUGGAAAAAUUAGUUGUAUUCAGGUAA